AUGAAAACUUCACCAGCUGAACCAACAGUUACUAGCACACCCUUUCUCUUUGCGAAACUCGUAGUCGAAUCCGAAGUAGUCAAACCCGAUGUAUUAGACAAAAAACAACCGAUCGUUAUUAUCGGUCUUCAUGGAUGGGAACCAAAAAUAGUUCAAGGAUUUGUGAAAUUAGAUUCAAACAAAUUCUGCGUGAAAAUGGCUGAAGCAAUCCGUCUAAAACUGAAAUUAGGUCCAAAUGAAGGCGAUAUUACGAGUAUUCCGUUGGACGGAUACGGAACAAUUUUAGGACGAUAUGAAAAUUACUUGAAGAAAAUAAAAGGCGAUAAGACGAAAUGUGAUAAAAUCAAGAAUGCCAAAGCUUUGUUUGUGGUUGCACAUUCGCAAGGUGUUCCCGUUAGUGUUCUUUUAAUGCAGAAAUUGAUUGAAGACGGAUUAGUUAAUCCAGAUCAACAAAAGAUUUGUGCUUGUUUGAUGGCGUCAAUUUCGCAAGGACCUAAUCCAAGAUUUGAUGUUGGAGGUGAACUUGCUAAAAUAGUCGGUGAUGAUCACACAGCGGGAAUGUUUGAACUUCAAACCUCUUCAUCGAAAAUAUCGCAGACAUAUCGUGAUGCUACAAUGAACCUCCUGAAGCGUGGAGUCAAGUUUGUGUAUUUUGCUUCUGGAAAUGAUGAAGCAGUUCCGCUUCAUUCGGCAUUAUACUCGAAUAUGGAUCACCCGUCAAUUAAACGUGGGAUAUAUGUUGCCGGUUAUGUAUAUGAAGAGAAAAAAUUUAUAGCAGCUCUAAUAAGCAUUCUUCUCCGAAUUCGAAACAACAAUCAUUCUGAUCAUGGUCUAUUGGUUCUCUUGAGUGAUUCUCUAAUUGGAUACUUAAAAGACGGAGGACACACACAUUUACACGAAGAACCCGAUGCCUAUAAAUACGCAUUCGAUCAUUUAAACUCAAAAGAAGAAUACAAAGACAUCGACGCAAAAUUCACUGAAUUUGAUUACAAGUUACCUGAAAAACCACAUAUGACCUACGUACCAUGGGCAAUGCGCGGUCUAUUGUCCGACGAAAAGACAAUUAUUUCUGAGAAACUUAGUUCCGAUUUCAGAGAAUUGCGAAAUAACUUUAAAACUUGGUCGCCUCGUCCGCUUGAUCUUGUUGCGAAUGAAUUGAAAUGUGUCUUACAGCCCUUUGGAGAUGAUACAGAGGCACGGUAUAUUGAUGUGUAUCAGGAUACGAUGUCGAGGUUGUAA
Messenger RNA from Ambispora gerdemannii, 1239 nucleotides. The record is from the annotation of a GenBank genome assembly. Lineage: Eukaryota; Fungi; Glomeromycota; Glomeromycetes; Archaeosporales; Ambisporaceae.